AUGCAGGAAAAGGUAAGUAACUUUGAUGACCACAUGUGCGAUCUGGAAAAGAAGAUUAAAGACAUCGAAACAGCUUUCCAACCCAUCCUUCUUUCCAAGGAAUCCCACAAAAGAUCGUUGCCUGAAGAUAGUUUUCUUAAGAACAUAUAUCUUGUGUUGAUAAUUGUGUUAUGCAUACAGGGUGUUCUCUGGUACACAGACAAUGAAAAGUCUUCUGCUGGAACUGUGUGGAACAUGGUAGUGUACUCUGUGGCAGUUGUGGGGACGAUUCUGUACAUGGCCUGGGUGUGGGGAUUUGGCGGAAGGAGAUGGACUAGUGUUGCGAGCAUGGUACCUAUGAUGGUUGGAUUUCUGAAUUUGGGGAAGAGGGUGAGCUGUGAGUACGGGAUGGAGAUGGCAGGGCUUGGGUUUAUGAUGGUUUGUAUGGAGAGUCUUGCAAGACACGGGAUGUCAUCAUGGGAGAUUUUGGCAGGAUUGAUUGGAAAUGGAAUUGUAGUGAUGGGAUGGGUCAGUUGGGCUACAAUGAGGGAUAGAUAUGGAGAGAGGAUGGGCCAGUGGAUGUGUGGGGGACUUAUUGUGUUUGGAAUUCUCAUGGCUGUGAUGAUGUAUAUGAAGGAAGGGAGAAAUGUGGAAAGGAGCACUGGAAGUUAUAUGGUGUUUAUUAUGACAGUGGUUGUUGGAACAGCUGUGUCUUAUGCAUGUGGAGAGGAUUACAGACAACUUGCAACUAAGAGGUUGUUCCAAAGACCUCGGAUUGUGGAAAGUAAAUGCCAGAAUCCAAUUUAA
Molecule: messenger RNA, 786 nt
Organism: Encephalitozoon intestinalis ATCC 50506
Lineage: Eukaryota; Fungi; Microsporidia; Unikaryonidae
Exons: 1
Coding region: 1-786 (261 amino acids)
Source: RefSeq, a predicted model, not a curated record